Messenger RNA from Vitrella brassicaformis, 1916 nucleotides. Lineage: Eukaryota; Vitrellaceae. The record is from the annotation of a GenBank genome assembly.
AUGGCUGGCAGUGAGUGUCACGGGACCGUCAUGGCUGACGGGCGGUCGCAGGCCCCCUCGACGCUCGAGUCGGUGACGGGCGAGAUGCUGCAGAAUAUGAUGGACGACAUGCGCCGCGCGAUGGACAGGGAACGACAGCAGAGCGACAAACGCAUCAAAGAACUCGAGAGCCAACGCGACGAAUACAAAAGAGAGAGGGAUGAGUGGAAACGCCGAUGUGAAGAGGUACACACGGAUACAUCAGCCAUGAGGCAGAGAGAAACACAUCAACACGAUGUCUGCGUUUGUCUGCAGGCCGAGGCGAAGCUGAAGGCCUUCGAGCAGGAGCCGACAUUGGCGAGUCUUCAUUGGGAGGGCGGCAUGUACCACGGGAAUGUCCGCAACAAGAUGCCCCACGGCGAGGGCACUCUGCGCACACUCGACGGCCAGACCUCACUCUACGAGGGCCAAUGGGCGGACGGCAAGAGACACGGCAAAGGCAAAGAAUACGCCCCGUGCCAGGUGUACGACCAGCAAGGCGGCCAAAUGGGGACCAAGAUCUGUCUCGUGUACGAGGGCGAUUGGCAAGUCGGCAAGCGAGAGGGACAGGGCAGCGAAUGUCAGGCCAUCGACGGGCGAAUGGCGAAGGCGUAUGAGGGCGGGUGGAAAAACAACAAGCGGCACGGUCAUGGGACAGAGCUCAGCCAUGAUGGCGAGCUGAUGUACGAGGGCGAGUGGGCCAACGGAGAGAAGACCAACAGAGGGAAGGCAAAGGCGGGCUUCAUGCAGCUCAAAGACGACUACGGACAGUGGCUGGGCUACUACUAUCACGGCGAGACACAAGACGGCCAGCCGAAUGGGGAGGGGGAACUGCGAGACGGCCGCAGCAAUGUCAUCUACAAGGGCGAGUGGAAGGACGGCAAGCGGCACGGCAGAGGCAACGAGUACGCGCCAUGCCAAGUGCUCAACCAGCAACGCAGCCAAUACGAGACCAAGAUCUGUGUCGUGUAUGAGGGCGAUUUCGUGGACGGCAAGCAACACGGUGAGGGCGAGGAGCUCACUGCCGCCAAGGUGACCUACAAAGGCGUGUGGGUCAAUGGAGUGAAGAAGGGAGACGGCGUCGCGACGGGCAUGCCGUGGGAAGAGUAUUACUACCACGGCCCCGGACACAGCUACUAUCACGGCGAGACACAAGACGGCAAGCCAGACGGCAAGGGGGAACUGCGAGACACCAGCAAUCGUGUCGUCUACAAGGGCGAGUGGAAGAACGGCAAACCGCACUGUCGUGGGACAGAAUUCCGCCAUGAUGGCGAGCUGAUGUAUGAGGGCGAGUGGGCAAACGGAACCAAGACCAACAGAGGGGAGGGAAAGGUGGGCGACAUGGAGCUCAAAGACGACAACGGACAGCAUUUGGGCUAUUACUUCGGCGAGACACGAGACGAGCAGCCAAAUGGAGAGGGGGAGUUGCGAUACCGCAGCAGCGUCGUCUACAAGGGCACUUGGAAGAACGGCAAGCGGCACGGCCAGGGAAAGGCCUACUACACCAUCGGUUAUGGUCCUGUCUUGUGGCUCGAUGGCGAAUGGACAGAGAAUAAGGCCCAGAACGGCACGCUCUUCCCUGACGGCACCUAUGGGGGAGAAAACCAUGACGGCAGCCCUAUGUAUCCCACCAAGCCUAUUCGCUGGGAGGCGGGGCAGAAGCUAGACGAUUGGGAUUUGGGGGCGGAUGCAACUUGCACGGGUGGCUGCGGGAGCUGCGUUUGUCGGCGUUUUUCCCUCCUGGUGCCCUGUGAUUGGGAGUGUGUCUCUCGUGGCUGGCUGGCUGUGUUAUCUGUGUUAUGUGUCUGGGGGUCUAUGUGUAUCUCAUGUGUCUGGGAGGAGAGGAGGCUGCUAUUCCGCUUUCUCGUUUUCCUGGUGGUUGUUCGGCUGCCGUUUGA